Chlamydomonas reinhardtii is the source of this 3598-nucleotide messenger RNA. RefSeq lists its product as uncharacterized. The coding region runs from base 271 to 2613 and encodes 780 amino acids. The transcript is spliced from 7 exons. Lineage: Eukaryota; Viridiplantae; Chlorophyta; Chlorophyceae; Chlamydomonadales; Chlamydomonadaceae. Gene Ontology annotation, molecular function: ubiquitin binding. The record is from RefSeq and is a predicted model, not a curated record.
CGUACGCUAGCCACAGAUACUUGACUUUGACUCAUGACUUUGACCUCACACGCGAGCCACGCAAAGUUUGCGAGCAACAUUCUACAAGCGCGGCCAUACUUUGACGCCUUCACAACCCACGAACUGAUGAAUAAAAACUUGCCGCUUUCAGGCUUGACCGAACACUGAGCGACGCCCUCUUGCCUUAAUUCUGCACUGAAUUCUGCCUGCGCGAGCUUCUGUGAGGUCGCACUGACUGAGACCACGGCUGACACUUUUGUUAGCGCAACAAUGGCACAAGAUAAAUUGCCAGUGCUGGAGGAUAUGUUCCCCAGUCUGGCGCGAGACAUCCUCGAGGCGACGCUGCACGCUCACUCGGACGAUUUGGAAGGCGCCAUCGGCGCGCUACUCGCGAUGUGUGUAGAUGACACUAUUGACGCCGUCGCAUCGGCCCCGGCGUCAAGUAGCGCGGCCGAACGCCGCGUGACGCCAGAGACAGCAACACCGUCCGGGCGGGACACGCUGCAAGCAGCGCUGACAAACCGCGCCGGCCUUGCGGCGCGGAUGCCAGCCGCCGGCCGCGGCAUCUCCGGCGCACUCGCCGGCAGUGGCAGCAACUGCCGCGCCAAAACCUCAUGGGGGCAGAUUCGCAUCAAUGAAGCCUCCACACCCUCAGCACCAGCGCAGGCCGGUGGCAGCGGGCCAGGCUUCGCCUCGACUGCUGCGAGCGUGUCCGCGGCGGCGGCGGCGGCGUUGCCGCGCUACGUGCCACCAAGCGGCGCCGCCGCCGCUGCCAAGCUAUCAGUGCAGGACUUUCCGGACCUUCCUCCUCUAGCUGAGGAAGGCACCGGCGGCCCUAGCAAGCCCGGAGGCGGAGGCGGAGGCAACUGCGGCAGUAGCAGAUUUGGCGGGGGCGGCGGCGGAGGCAGCGGCUACAGCAGCAGUAGCAGCAAUGCCAGCAGCGCGCGGCGCGCAAUGCCAGGGCACCAGGCGUCCUUUGAUGGCCCCUCGGUUGCCCCUGCUAGUUACCGCCACCAGCACCAGCACCCGCAGGACCAUCGGGUAGGCGGGUCUGGGCAGACCACUCCAGUUUCUCCUGGGCCCAGCCCUGCUGCUGCUGCUGCUGCUGCUGCUGCUGCUGGCAAUGGGCCGCGGUAUUCCCGGGCAGCAAAUGUGAAUGCAGGGCAUGGCAGCGGCUGCGGCGGCGGCCGGAUGCGCGCGUCAAGCAGCUGGCCGCGUCUGGCCGACGGCUGUAGCACCAGUGGAGCAGGCGGUGGCGGCAGUAGCGCUGUCUGGGGCGGCGGCGGCGGCGGCAGCAACAGCACGGGCGGGGAAGGCGGCGGCCGUGGCGAGGCGCUGGCGGACUGGCAGCAGGAGGCUGUGGAGCAGCUUUGUGGGUCACACUCCUGGGCGGGGCGCGACAUUAUUGAGGCGGUGUGCUCGGCCCUCCAGUACGACCUGGCGGAGGUGGUGGCGGCGUUGGACGAGCUGGCGGCGGCGGCGGCUGUGGAGACGGCGUCGCCGCCACAAACCCGCAACAGCCACCGCAAGGAGCAGAAACAGCAGAUGCAGCAAACGAAGCAGCAGCAGCAGCAGCAGCAGCAGCAGCAGGGCGGCAGCAAUGCCGCGCCACAGGAGCGGCAGCAGGAGCAUCAGGCGACGGCAGCAGCGGGCGGCAAGCACCGGCAGCGGCACCAGGGAGAGGAGUCGGCAACAGAGUCCGAAGGGGAUGAGGACGACAGCUGGGAUGACACGGACAGCGAUGAUGACGAUUUCCGGGUGGGGCGACCGGCGGCGGUAGCAGCAGGUGGCGGUAGCAGCAGCCGCGGGAGGGCGGCGAGGGGUCGCGGGGCCACUGCCGCCGCGCCUGCCGGGCCGGUGGCGGCCGGGGCGGGGGCGGGGGCGGGGGAUGACGCGUACCGGCGGCACCGGCGGGAGGCGCUGCGGCUUACGCACUCGUGGCGCAAGAAGAUGGGCAGGGCCUCCGCCGCCUUCUCCGCGGGCGAUCGCGCCACGGGGCGGCGGCUGGUGGAGGAGGCGCAGGCGCUGCGGCGGCAGGCGGCGGCGGCGCACGCGGCGGCGGCGGGGCGCAUUGAGGCCGAGAUGAACGAGGGGCGGCAGCUGGCGGAGUGGGAGCUGGACCUGCAUGGUCUUCACACAACGGAGGCGGUCGAGGCGCUUGCACGCCGGCUCCGCAAGCUGGAGGCGCAGCAGGUGGCCUCCAUGGCGGCGGCGGCGCCGGCAGCAGGCGGCGCCGGCGCGUUCUGCACCGCAGCACCAGCGUUGACCUACACGGCGGCAGGGCCAUCAGGGUCUGGGCCCAGCUCCGCGCCGCUGCUGGCCGGCCGGCGGGUGCUGCGGGUGAUUGUGGGCAAGGGCCUGCACAGCAGCGGCGGCGAGGCCAGCCUGCCCCGGGUGGUGGAGGCCUGGCUGCUGGAGCAGGGGUACAGGUUCACGGUGUGUGCGGGCCACAUGGAGGUGCAGCUGCGGCGGAACUACGGCACAGCGGCAGCAGCGGUCGCCUCGGGGGCGGGCACGCGGUCCCGCGCGGCUGCAUCGGGUGUGGCGGCCGCGGCGGCUGCAGGUGCCGCUGCUGUGGCGGCUCCACGCGGCACACGCCACUUCGUCAUCUGAGGCCAGGGUGGCGGCUGGUGAGGCCGGUGGGCGGUGGCGGCAGGGGCGGGACGGCAGGUGCGGCGGAGCUUCUUAUUGGGUCGACUUUAGUACUGGCCCCCGGAGGGUUUGUCGCAGUACCGCGCGCCUUCCAUGCAGUUCGUGGAGUGGCUCGAGGGCAUAAGCAGGGGCACCGAGGUGCCGCCAGGCGGCGGCCGAGAUGCGGGCGGGUGUGUGGCACGGGCCGGCGGCGUGGGCGAGUUCGCUGCCGGGCGGGCGGGCGGAGCUGUUGCCGCUGAGCGGGGCCGGCAGGAUGCUGCAGCUGCCGCGGCGGUGCUCCAGCCCGGCCUGUGUGGUGCUGAAGGGCGACUGCGAGGCGGAGCUGCCGCUCAAGGCGUGUGGCGGCUGCGGCGGCGGCGCGGCUGUGUACUGCUGCCGGGGUUGCCAGGUGGCGCACUAGUGGGCGGGGCACAAGCAGGCGUGCAGCCAGGCGCCCAAGUACGGCUGUCAGGGCAGUGGCGUGUACGGGAGCGGAGCGUUUGAGGAGCGGCGGGUGGUGUCAACUGCAUGGAUCCAAGCAUAAAAUCGAACAGGACUGUGUCUGGUAGUGCAGCCGUGCAUACCGUAGUGGACAUUAUCCGCAGUAUGUUGGGGAACACUGGGCCACAUUCGUAUGCAGUAUGUUGCCAUUGUCAGCGCGCGUCAAGGGGCUCGAGGCACUUGCCAACGCAUAUUUGAUGGUCAGGAUAGGACGCGACCGUGCCGCUUGGUCAUUUGUGCAUUGUGUACGACUGUACGCGAAUGGAGGCGUGCGGCACAAAUACGGUCCCGGUAGAUACGGCCUGUGCCAAUGCACAUUGCCAGACUGCUGAGCUCGAUGUGAACAAGAAUCUGGAAGGGCUGUGUCCGGAAGCCAGACAGUACAAGUGGAGUUGGCGGCAUGACGGGGUCGCGGUGUAUACGACAAGUGCGCCGGGACUGCCGCCGUCUGUAAAAUGUAAAAUAA